AUAUGAUGCAUACACCCAAGGUGAGGGAUCUCAGCCGUAUCUCUCCACGCGAGGGAUCCCCAUGCCCGAGGAGACUCGUGUACCAGAUUUAAACCAGCACCACGUACAAUGGCCAGACAGUAUAGGAGAGGGAUAUGCUCAGGACACACCUGAUGUUAAUUGGGGCGAUGAGAACACCCAACGCGGCGUCAACACAGGCCUCCGGGGAGCAUCACAUGAUCAUGGCGUCAACACAGGCCUCCGGGGAGCAUCACAUGAUCUUGGCGACACGGUUACGUCAUUAGUUACAGAGUUCUUCGGAGGGGAUGUUAUUGGCCCAUCUUUUAUCCCCCCGGAGUCACAACCAUACGCCUACAAUUACGCUUCAGGUUCGCAACAAGGAUUCGCGACUCCACCACCUACGCAGGACUCGCAGACACAUGAAGCCGAAUUGGAGUACGGCCGCGGUCUUCGUGUGCCCCGGCCACCUAAUCGCUUGUCGCCUUCUGGUCGUAAGGAAAGGCCAGGUGGUCGUCGUUAA
Molecule: messenger RNA, 520 nt
Organism: Triticum dicoccoides
Lineage: Eukaryota; Viridiplantae; Streptophyta; Magnoliopsida; Poales; Poaceae
Exons: 2
Coding region: 62-520 (152 amino acids)
Source: RefSeq, a predicted model, not a curated record